Molecule: messenger RNA, 5362 nt
Organism: Glossina fuscipes
Lineage: Eukaryota; Metazoa; Arthropoda; Insecta; Diptera; Glossinidae
Gene: fid
Product: SUN domain-containing protein 2
Exons: 3
Coding region: 1-4557 (1518 amino acids)
Biological process (GO): tRNA wobble uridine modification
Cellular component (GO): nucleus; cytoplasm
Molecular function (GO): tRNA binding; S-adenosylmethionine-dependent methyltransferase activity
Source: RefSeq, a predicted model, not a curated record
AUGAAAAAGUCGAAUGUUGACCAACAAAUAUCGCACCAUUACAAUAUUACUGCAACAAUAUCCACUCCUUCAAUUUUAACAGUAACAACAGCUGCAAGCUGUUAUACAAAUUUGUAUAACACAAAGCGAACAACAAUGACAAAGCAAUUAUCAAUUAACAAUGCACCGCCAGCUGUAAUCCCAUCAUCAGCAACAUCAUCAUCGUCAUCAUCAUCGUCAUCGUCAUCGUCAUCAAGUGCAGCCAGCAAAAAUGAUGCUUGUAAUGCUACAACACAAUCAAAUACGCGCAUAAAUGCAUUUGCAAGCACCAAUUACUCUCCAACUAUCAUAUCACCGACUUCGGUUUCAACGACAAUCGUAAACAACGUCGCCGCCGCUAAACUGGCUCAACAAAACUCUGUGACACCAAUAAUACUGGCAAAGACUGUUAACAGCAGUUGUGUUAAUAAGCCGCAGGUUACAACAAAUACAAUAACAACAACGACAACAACAACAGUGACUCUUACAUCGUCAUCAUCGUCGUCGUCCAACGAUGCCAAUGGUCGUUCAGCUGCUUUGGAGCGUGCCUACGUGCACGAUGUCUAUGAGAAUUGUGAAGAACCGACGGGUUCGUUAAGACCCCGUGUUGCACAGUUCCUCAGCAAUCUUGAGAUAGGCGCCGUGGUGUGCGACGUCGGUUGCGGUAGUGGUCGCUAUUUAACUCAACGUAAUCCUUCAAUAUGCACUAUUGGCGUAGACCGCUGCUAUCGCCUAAGUCGCGUGGCCAAAGAGAAGGGCGGUGAGGUUGCACUUUGCGAUAACCUCGAAUUACCAUUUCGGGAUGAAUCUUUUGAUGCUGUAUUGUCACUAGCUGUGAUUCAUCAUUUCGCCACCACGGAGCGGCGCGUAAAUGCGUUGCGGGAAUUGGCUCGAAUUUUGCGUGUAGGUGGCCGCGUUGUUAUAACUGUCUGGGCUUUGGAACAAAAGCAUAGGCGCUUCGAAUCACAAGAUGUUCUCAUACCCUGGCAACCGCCAAAAAAUAGAAAUUUGAAUUGCUCCGAUGACGAGGAAGACGAUGACUUUCUGGCUCCCUAUCAUGCCUACACUGAAGAUUCCAAUUCAAGUCGUUCAGCUGGUGAUGGCGAUAGUUCUAGUUUGUCUUCCUCGUCACCAGGCGAAUCGUGUUAUAGCUUCGUUCGCAGAGCCAUACAAAAAUUAGCUGGCGGUCGUAAGCAUGCUUGGUUCUUAGAUUCGUGGACCUCGAAAGAUACUCAAAGGGAGGGCAGUUUAGAUUAUGAGGAUGCCAAGGAUUUGCCCAUUGAAUUAAGACGUUUGGAGGACUUCGAGGACCUUGCCGAUCCGCCGCUGUCAGCAGGUUUGAAAUCACGUAGCCUUGGCAGCAUUUUAAAUCCGCCACCACGUCAAAUCGUCCGCUCUCGUUCAAGCGUACCAAGUCUUGGAGGUCCCGUUGCACCGCUCGAAAAAAAUAAUUCGGCCAUCUCCCAUGCUGCUACUACUAAUAACAAUAAUAGCCUUAAACUAUCAACUUCAAGUAUCCAUUCUAAUGGAACAUUUCCCAGAGAUUAUGUAAUCGAUUCACCCGUUCAGCAAACGACCGCAAUUAAUACAACAUCUAUAACAACUUCAACCACCUUAGUAACGAAUCGCCGUCCCAAACUCAUUAAACAGAAACAAUCUCUUUGUGAUGAGGACUUUCAACUGCCAGACGUUCCAUUUCACAUGUUAAGCAAUUACAACAGCAAGCAGAAUAGCGUAACUAACAGUCUUCAGAGCAAAAACAAUACUAUCGACAUUCAACAAGAGCAACUGCAAACUCCUAAUCACAUUCAGAAUUCAGCAUUGUUCACACGGCAAGUGCGUAAGCAAAGUUCGCUGAACGAAGAGCUCAUGGCUGGUAAUCGGAUACGUGAAAAAGAACGUGUGCGUAAGCGGAUACAAAAGCAACGUUCACUAAACGAAGCAUUUUUGUGUCGUUCGGCUAUGUUCUCUAAAAGGCUACAGGUAAUACGUGAAGGUUUUACGAACAAAAUCAAAAACUCGACGGGUAGUCUGGAACGUGUCACCAAAACCAAUUUCAUCAAAAUUAUGCAGAAUUUAAAAACUUCCUCAAGCGACGAAAUGGCUUCAAAUGGUGUAGAUACCAUAAAAAAACAGGAAAGCGAGAAGCAUCAGCAACAAGUGGCCGCCCAAAUUUGCACUCACGAGCACCAUCAUCACCAUUAUCAUUACCAAGCUUCCCAAGAACAACAACAACAACAACAGCAGCAGCAGCAACAAUAUUUUCCCUUUGUCAGCAACUUUCAAAACCAUCUACACCAUUUACUACAAAAACCGAAUAAUUUCGUUAACAAUGCGUCGGUAAAAAAUUUUGCAGGCCCUGUAACCAUUUGCAAGAAUGUAGAGUGUGCCAGCGCAGGCUGUUAUUGUACAGCUUAUCAUCAAGGUUGCAGCCAGUGCAAUGCAAGCGAGAGUGAGGAAAAAGCAAGACGUCACUCUCGCGAAUCGGGAUCGGACUCCUCCAAAGAUAAUAGUUUGCAAUCGGAUACUAGUAUAGAAUCGGAGGAUAGCUUCGCUUCAGUUAUCUACAUACCCAAGCCAGAGCAACACCAACAGCAACUUAAUUAUCAGAAGCAACAUCAAAAUUCUAAUUCCAGUUCAAGUAAUUCGUCUUCGAGUAACGGAGGAGGAUGCUGUGUUCAUCAGAAUCUUUGUCAAAAUAAGUGCGGCAACUCUAUUGGUCCUAACCAGUGUAACAAAACGGAAAAUGUACCGUCAGUACCAACUUCACCCUUAAUUCUGCCUUGCCCACCAACACCAGCUCAUUCCCCGGCGGCUGCUCAGAUUACUGUAACUUCUCCGCCGCAUUCUGUGACUGCUGUAACAGCAGCUAUGGCAAUACUAACGCCUCCGCCAAAGAAAACUAUAGAAAACCCAAGUUUACCAACUACUCAACCAAUCAGUACGUCACGCUUCAAUUUCGACGAAGCUCACAUCAAAAAGCAGAAUUCCGUUGAACGAGAAAAGUUUAAAAACUUGCAAAACAGUGGAGCAGAGCAAAAACAAAUAAUGGUAAGACCAGUUGCUAGUAAAAUCACUAAAGAAACUAUUAAGGACUUGCCGGUCAUACCCAAAUAUGGUAAACAACCAGCCCUGCAAUUGACUAAACAGGCAUUUCCCAUAGUAAGGCGUUCGUCAGCGUCAGCGGGCGCGGCUAUACCCAACAUACCAAAACUAUUAUCUCUCGAGAUCUACAAUCCGGCGAUCGAUGAUCUCGACAGUGAUUCAAGUGAGCCCUCAUCUCCCGAUUCUGUGGAUAGCGUCAUAAGUGCUCCAAAAUCAAAUACUUUAAGUGCCGCUGCCAGCUUAGACCAAACCAAAGGCAAUAGCCCGCCGGACGAUAAGCCAGAUCAACGAUCAGAUGAAUCUACAGGUAUAGAAAACAAUCAAGAGCUAAAUGGUAACAUCAAAAUAAAUCAGUUGCACUAUCGUAACGGAAAUUUAAAAAUUGAUCCUGUUACUUCCCAUAACAUUAUACUUAACGAUGAUGUUCAGAGCGACAUUUUGCCGAAAAAAUAUGACAAUGAUACGAAAAAGACUGUCGCGCAGCCACAAGAUUGUGCUGAAUUUGCUGAACAAUUAACCGCGCAGCUAAUCCGUAAAUUAGAGAAAAGGGAUAGCGAACGCAACGAAGAUCAUGAUGCAGAUAUUAGCAAAGAGGAUAUUGAUGAUCCGUUUAGUAAUUACCGCAAGAGAUUAAGCGAAAAGGACUUGAUGGCAUUACGAGACGAACUUAGAGAGCGUCGCCUAAUGUUGGCCAACUUAUCAACACAACCCAGUCUAAAUCAAUCGCCUGCGUCUUCCUCUACUUCUUCGCUAUCCUCUCAAACCCGCAGUUUCACAAUACAGGAAGAGGACGAAGACGAUGACGAAGAAGAAAACGAACGUAGCUACUCGCUGCAAUUAUAUGAGAAUUGCAAAAUAUCAAAAUUCAGCUACAAAAGAAAUCAUCACUACAACUUGCAUCCAGAGACCGCUUAUCUAUUGCAAGAUGAAGACUCUUCCACAAGGGAUGACGAUGAAGAAGAAAAUGACCAAAUGGAGCAUAACGUAAUAGUGGAAGAAGACGAAAACGAAACUCAGAACGAGGAAAACUUACAACAAACCGUGGAUAAGUCGCGACAAGACGGAAAUGAAAUUUCCGAAAGGCGUACACCCGAACUCGAAGCAAAUGACUUUGAAUGCACUUCCUUAAAUCUCAAUUCCGAAAGCGUGCACGAUGAGAAUAAAGAAGCUAAGGCAAAUGCUGAUGAAAAAAGUGAAUUGCAAAACAAUCAAUCCACUAAAUCGUGGGAGCAUUCUAAUAGCUCAACCGCAUCCCUCGACAGCCCAUCGCAAGGUGGUGCCACGACCCAUCACCGCUACUACCAUGUAUUUCGUGAAGGUGAAUUGGAUGCUCUAAUAAAUCAUCACAUAGCCAGCUUACACAUAGUAUCAUCUUAUUAUGAGCGGGCCAGCUGGUGUAUUGUCGCCGAAAAAGUACAAGUCUGGACAAUAUGAGUGACUGCACAAUAAUGAACAAGUUUAUAGAGCGCAAUUUUUUUAAAAUGUAAAACAUGUGUUGCCUGCGAACAAUGGAUAAUUUUUUUGCACCACAAGUAGUUCAUUAUUAACGUUCUUUUCCUUAUUACACAAAGCAGAACGAAAUCUGAAAAAACUUACUUUCGAUGAGAGAGUUUCACGAACACAAGAUCGCGGAUUAGUUGCAUAUCGCCCACAUUUUUCGAAAUUUAAAAAAAAGGACAAUAGCGUUAAAAUACGUAAAAUCUUAUUAGUCUUCACCUCAUAAAUAUACUGGAAAUGGCACGCUACAAUCGGGGUAUAAUGUAAAAACGCGUUCGCUUCUUUUCAAGAAAAAAUGCGAAUUCGAACUUGUUGUUCACAUGAAAAUUCCAAAAUAAGCGGAACAUAUUUGUGGUAUUUUUGCGUGAAUGGAACGGUGGACAGUGGAAUCUAUUCUUAGAGGAUCGUUUCCGAUUACGGAAUAUAUCAAAUUUCGAAUAAUUCAUAUUUUACGUCACUUGGCCUCGUUAAUGUUUCAAACCGAUGCAGCAGCGCAGCUCAUGUAACUUACGAAGUCGAUUAGACUCAUGUAUUUAAUUUAUAUGUCAUUUCCGAUUACUAACUGAUAUCGGGAAUAUCGGUUCCCAAACUAGCUGCACAUUAUCAUUAUUUACUCAUCAUGGCUAUGAUCUGAUAGCCAACUUUCUCGUAUUAAAUAUGGAAAUUUUAUUCUAAAUAAUUCAUGUUAAAAUUGCGAAAUUUUUUCAUCCAAAUAUAAUUCCGUUUGCUAAAAUUCCUUGUC